CUCUCAUCCCCUCUGCUCCCAUCAUGGCUGCCAACGGUUCUUCCCGGCUCAUGCGCUGGGGUCUCGGCCUGUUCGCCGGUGCCUACGCCAUCGACGCCUCCAUCUACGACGUCCGUGGUGGUAGCCGCGCCGUCAUCUUCGACCGCUUGUCCGGUGUGCAGGACAAGGUCGUCAACGAGGGCACGCACUUCCUGAUCCCCUGGCUGCAGCGGUCCAUUGUCUACGACGUCCGCACCAAGCCUCGCCAUAUCUCCACCACCACCGGUAGCAAGGAUUUGCAGAUGGUCAGCUUGACCCUGCGAGUGCUGCACCGUCCGGAUGUCCCGAAGCUGCCGGUCAUCUAUCAGAGCUACGGCACCGACUACGACGAGCGAGUCCUCCCCUCCAUCGGCAACGAAGUGCUGAAAUCCAUCGUGGCCCAAUUCGACGCCGCCGAGCUGAUCACCCAGCGUGAGGCCGUCUCGAACCGCAUCCGCACCGAUCUGAUGAAGCGCGCCUCGCAGUUCAACAUCGCCCUGGAAGACGUCUCCAUCACCCACAUGACCUUCGGCAAGGAGUUCACGCGCGCCGUCGAGCAGAAGCAGAUCGCCCAGCAGGACGCCGAGCGGGCCCGCUUCAUCGUCGAGCGUGCCGAGCAGGAGCGUCAGGCCAAUGUCAUCCGCUCCGAGGGUGAGGCCGAGAGUGCCGACAUCAUCAGCAAGGCCGUCGCCAAGGCCGGCAGCGGCCUCAUCGAGAUCCGUCGCAUCGACGCCAGCAAGGAGAUCGCCCACACCCUGUCCAGCAACCCCAACGUGACGUAUCUGCCGGGUGGUGAGGGCAAGGACGGUGGCAAGAGCACCAGCCUUCUGUUGGGAUUGCGGAGUUAGAAUGGUGGUUGAGUAAUUUGAACGUGUGGCGGCGUGGAGUGUUUUAAAUGGUUUUCUUCCCCUCUUGCGGUCAGGCUUGAACUAUAUUUCUUAUUUUCGAUUCCGACACCUGGCUGGAUCUUGGGCAUGCAUGAUCUCCCCGGCGAACUGAUGUUGUAUGGUUAAUUUUUCUUUUAGUUUCUGACGUUUCCUCACCCGACUGUAGCAAUAGCAUAUAUCUAUUCCUCUCUACAUACCACAUUGGGG
Messenger RNA from Aspergillus steynii IBT 23096, 1112 nucleotides. It is a transcript of the gene phb1, whose product is annotated as prohibitin subunit PHB1. The transcript is spliced from 2 exons. Lineage: Eukaryota; Fungi; Ascomycota; Eurotiomycetes; Eurotiales; Aspergillaceae. Gene Ontology annotation, cellular component: mitochondrion; membrane. Bases 24 to 866 code for a protein of 280 amino acids. Gene Ontology annotation, biological process: mitochondrion organization. The record is from RefSeq and is a predicted model, not a curated record.